CACAUCCGGCGGGGGAGGGCUGACAGCCGAGAGGGCGACGCAGGAGAGCGGGGCGUCGAGUGAUUGGCUGCAGCCCGGCGCGUGGCCGCGGAAGGAGCGCGCUCUGAUUGGCGGAGCGCGGUCCCGUGACCGGGAAGGCGCUGAGGCGGGGCCGCACCCGGGAGCGGCCUCAGCGCUGAGGGGCCGCGGGCUCCGGUUCCUCCGCCGGCUCCGGUUCCUCCGCGGCCUUCCGGGGCCUUUCCCAGCGGCCGGGACAAAACUCUGUGGCCCUUAGUGGAUUAAUUAUCGUCCGUAAGGCCUCCGAGCUGCCCCAUGGGGUCCCCGGUGCGGGCGGGGUCCCGGUGUGGGGACUCAGGCCCCAUUUUUGGUGAGGUGGCUCCGGAGAUCAUUGAGGAUACGCUGAUCCAUUUGGCCACGGAAAACGAGCAGUACCUGAGCGAGCUGUCGGAUCAGGCUGGGUGCUUCAAAGAGGCACAGAUAGUGGAAUUUAUAUUCCUUUUGUCUGAAAAAUGGCACUUGGACCAAUCAGUGAGGUACCAAGCGGUGGAGUUGCUCGAAAGGUUUAUGAUGAAGCAAAUAGAACAAAUCUCCUCUGGAGGGAAGGUUAAAAGUCGUGACCAAGGACACGGCAGCAGCUGCCGCUCUCUGCAGGAUCAGAUCCACGACACCUUUGUCCUGCGGCUCGUGUCGUGCGUUCAGCUCGCCAGCAAACUUUCCUUACACUACAAUGUAGUAAACAGUGACACCGCUUUGGAAUUUCUGCAGUCCCUAAAGUACUCGUACACUAAGCAGGAACUGCUGGAGUCGGAGCUUGCGGUUUUGAAAACUCUGCGCUUCCAGAUCAACGUGUCGACCCCUUUGGCUUACGUGGAAUUGCUCCUGGAGGUUUUAGGACACAACGGCUGUUUGCUGCCUGCACAACCUUUGCAUUUCAUGUGUAUCCAGCUGCUGGACUUCUCCUACCUCAUGAGAGACACCAUCUACGACACGCUGUUGAAGGUCGCCAUCGAAAAUCCGACACCAAACAAGCUGCAGGUAUCCAAGUUUUUGACAGUGAAGGAAGAUUCCAUGCUCUUGGCUGUUGGAAUCAUCAGCACGAGUGUGUUCGUACUCCACCCCGGGCACUGGAAGCAGGUUGUGGAGCAUUUAAACUCUAUCACUGGCAUAACUUCGCAAAGUAUCCUAGAAUUUUCUUACGCGGUGCUGACGCACAUCCUCGGCGGCACCACUCCGAGGCAGCGCCACGGGAUCCACGGGACAAGAGCUCCAGAGAACAGAAUUUUGCGUCUUAAAUAGAAUAUCUUCAACAGCCAGGCUUGUGUGGCAGCAGCAAACCGUUACGCUGCUGCUAACGGUCCCUUUUCCCUGAUUCUGCACAACUUGGGUUCACUUUUGGUUUCCAACACCAGGCAUUCCGCGAUAUUUCACGUUAGGUGUUAAUUAGAAAAGCUCGUCCUUUCGGGAUGCUAAAUGAAAGCAAUUUUUGUGUAGAAUAGUGUUUUUAUUAUUUACUCUGUGCAGCUCAGUGCAAGAACAGGCUGCAGGAAGCAUUACAGAGUUAACAUCAUAGUAGCGAACAGGAUGUUAAACAGUGUCAAACCUCCUUAAGUUCGGGGCACAAAGAAGUGCUGAUGUGACUUAGAAAAGAUUUUAUUUCAAACCGUCUUUAAUGAGAAGCAGAACUCCCGUGAGUUAUUCCACGUUAUUCCCCGCGUUUGUCACGUUUUGCUUUUCUAACCUGUGUUUUAAGGUGUAACAGAACCAAAGUACUGGUGGUUUAGGUUCAACAGCAGUUUAUACGCAUCUAUAAACCCCAAAAGUACCAGUUCAGCAUCUAUUCAAUAGCUGAUUCUUUUUAAUUAUUCUGUUCAGCUCAAUGAUAUAACUUUACAUAUUGCUUUUCUAUACACUACUUGUAAUAACGGUAUUUGAAAUAAAGUGUCUUGUGGAUUUUUGGUAUUGUAAA
Columba livia (rock pigeon) is the source of this 1966-nucleotide messenger RNA. It is a transcript of the gene CNTD1, whose product is annotated as cyclin N-terminal domain containing 1. The transcript has 7 exons. Lineage: Eukaryota; Metazoa; Chordata; Aves; Columbiformes; Columbidae. Bases 313 to 1296 code for a protein of 327 amino acids. Gene Ontology annotation, biological process: reciprocal meiotic recombination. Gene Ontology annotation, cellular component: site of double-strand break. The record is from RefSeq and is a predicted model, not a curated record.